UCGCAAAGACCAGCCAUGGAAAGUAAAGGUAAUGGCCAACUUCAUGUAUUCUUCUUUCCCUUUAUGGCUCAAGGCCAUAUUAGACCUACCAUUAAUCUGGCCAAGCUGUUUGCUUCCAAAGGGUCGAAAGCCACCAUUAUCACCACAUCUUACUUCACGUCCUUCUUGUCAAAGUCUAUCGAAAAAGCCAAAGAAUCUGGUGCCCAGAUCGACAUUCUCGACAUCAGAGUUCCCACCGAGGAGGUGGGAUUGCCCGAUGGAAUUAAUAGCGUUCACCUGACUAGUACCGAAGAUAUGCAGGAAAAGUUUUUCAAAGCUUGCGGCAAGCUUGGGCCACAACUACACCAAAUCUUAGAACAACAUCGUCCCGACUGUCUGGUGGCCAAUAUGUUCUUUCCUUGGGCCCCGGAUGUUGCUGCGAAGUUUGGCAUUCCAACACUCAUCUUCCAUGGAACUUCUUAUUUCGCUUUGUGUGCUCAGUCAAGCAUUUUUUUACAUGCGCCUCAUAAGAAGGUCUUGUCCGAUUCCGAACCCUUCUUUAUUCCCAAUUUCCCAGACCCGAUCGAGAUUACCCGAGACAAAAUAGCGGACUAUGUGAAACACGAAGAUGGGAGUCACUUUUCGAAGCUGUUUAAAUCGAUAAGAGAGGCGGAGCUCAAAACUUAUGGGAUUCUCGUUAAUAGCGUCUAUGAGCUAGAACCAGCCUAUGCUGAUCAUUACCCAAAGCUCUUGGGAGGAAAGGCUUGGCAUGUAGGCCCUCUAUUCUUAUAUGGUCAAUAUUGUAAUUCUGAAGAGCACACCUGUUUGAAGUGGCUCGAUACCAAGAGACCCAAUUCGGUUCUUUAUGUUAGUUUUGGAAGCAUAGCGAGUUUCAACGACGAGCAGCUUAUGGAGAUCGCAACAGGGCUGGAAGCCUCAGGGCAGCAGUUCAUUUGGGUGGUGAAGAAGGAAAAGAAAGAAGAGUGGCUUCCAGAAGGGUUUGAGGAGAGAAUGGAAGGAAAGGGAUUGAUAAUAGAAGGAUGGGCACCCCAAAUUCCGAUCCUCGAGCACAAAGCAACCGGAGGAUUCGUGACUCACUGUGGUUGGAACUCGACUUUGGAAAGCAUCUGUGCUGGGGUUCCGAUGGUGACUUGGCCUGUAUCGGCAGAGCAAUUUUAUAACGAGAAGUUAAUUUGUGAUAUACUGAGAAUUGGGUUUGAAGCUGGAGCUAAGAAGUGGAAAGUACUGGUGGGUGACUUCGUGAAGAGGGAGGCCAUAGAGAGAGCGGUAACUCGGAUUAUGGAGGGAGAUGAAGCAGCGGAAAUGAGAAGCAGAGUGAAGGAACUUGCAGACAAGGCAAAGAGUGCUAUCAAGGAAGGAGGGUCAUCUGUGUUAGAUUUAAAUGCUUUGUUUGAUGAUUUGAGGUCAGCCCGAAUCGACAAUGGUUCAAGUUCAACUUAGAAGAAUCUGUCAAUACAACUUUCUAAACAUCCUGAACGAUAUGUUAAGUUCUGGACUUUAAUUAAUAGAAAAGAAAGACCAAUAGGACCCAGAUAUGGUUUUGACUUCAUGAAGUAAGCAGGGAGUAUUUUCAUCCCUUAAUUUUAUUUUCUUUAGCUCAUUGUCUUGGUGUUACGGUAAAAAUCGACCAACGAACAUCAGGUGGUACUUUUCAUAUUUCUGAAAGACUUUCAGUAAAGUUAGAUCUUUCGAAAUCUCUUAACAUACAAUUAUGAUGGAAUGGGUUUGGUUUUUUGUACUUUUGUCCCCAUUACGACGGCAAAACAAGUUUCUUG
This is a messenger RNA of Humulus lupulus (European hop), 1775 nucleotides long. Its product is annotated as UDP-glucose flavonoid 3-O-glucosyltransferase 7-like. NCBI's taxonomy places the organism in Eukaryota, Viridiplantae, Streptophyta, Magnoliopsida, Rosales, Cannabaceae. The record is from RefSeq and is a predicted model, not a curated record. Bases 16 to 1440 code for a protein of 474 amino acids. Gene Ontology annotation, molecular function: UDP-glycosyltransferase activity. The transcript has a single exon.